UUGUUCAGAGCACGGGAAACAGUUUAAACAGCUUCAGCGCAAUUUUCUUUAAGAAGUUUUAAUGUGAUUGUUCCUGUUGAUAUUUUAACAAAGUAUUUGAGAAUAUGACGCAUAUAAAUUGAGAGUUGAGACUAGACAAGCAGUAGAUCAUCAUAAACAUUUAAGCUCUAGAAACAUGAUUGAAGUUAAAGCUGGAUAUCUUGAGAAAUUAAGUGGUGGGUUAAAACGUGAAUGGAAGAAACGAUAUUUUGUUUUGUAUCAAGAUGGACACCUUGUGUAUUACGAUAAACCAGGCAGUGAAUAUUGUAAUUUUGCUUUCAACGUAAAAAGCCGUGAAAGAAUAGAUUAUGGAAAUGAGAUAAAGAAAAAUCUACAGCAUAAGUCUCCUGGUAGAGUCCAAUGUAUGUUUUACAUUCGUUCAUCAGUAAAGAAUUUCUGCCUUCGUGCCGAAAACGAAGAAGAAGCCAGAGACUGGGUGCAGGAACUUAAUAAAAUACCACAAAUGGCAAUUACAUACUCAUAUUAUAGUGGUUCAUCGUCAAGAAGCGGGUUUCAUACAGGUCAUGCGGGUGGUUUCUUUGGUGGAUUCUCUGGUGGAUAUGGAGGUGGAUGUGGGGAUGGAGGUGGAGGUGGAUGUGGAGGUGGGGAUGGAGGUGGAUGUUAAUGAUUGUUGUGACUUUGAUUAAAAUUAAAGAAUAAGACUGAUAUAUUUGUGAAAUAUAUACUUUGAAUAUAAAAUUAAUCAUUAAUUUUAGUUUAGCAUUCAUAGUUCAGUAAACAGUAUGUUUGUAUUGAAUAAAGAUUUCCACCAAGGAAUGAAUUAAGAUUUGCAAAGGAAAUAAAGAGAAUAAUAAUUUUAAAAAAA
Xenia sp. Carnegie-2017 is the source of this 865-nucleotide messenger RNA. RefSeq names its product cold shock protein 2-like. Gene Ontology annotation, cellular component: membrane. NCBI's taxonomy places the organism in Eukaryota, Metazoa, Cnidaria, Anthozoa, Malacalcyonacea, Xeniidae. The transcript has 3 exons. The coding region runs from base 176 to 664 and encodes 162 amino acids. The record is from RefSeq and is a predicted model, not a curated record. Gene Ontology annotation, biological process: regulation of cell differentiation.